AUGGUGCCGCUCUCACUUAUCGUCUUAGCCUGCGCCAUCUGCUGCUUUUCGGUGACCGCGGAUGUGUUAAGGGCAGAGGCGUGGCUCCAGCAAUAUGGCUACCUACCUCCCGGUGACGUCAGAGCACAGGCUCUGCGUUCGCCGCAGUCUGUCGAGACGGCUAUUGCGGCAAUGCAGCGUUUCUACGGUUUGACCGUCACGGGCUCGAUAGACGCCGACACGUUACAGGCGAUGAGCCGUCCGCGGUGCGGCGUUCCAGACAAAUUUGGACCGGCGCUCAAAAGCAACCUGAGGAGGAAGCGCUAUGCGGUGCAGGGAUUGAAGUGGGACAAAUCUGAGGUGACUUACAGUAUUCAGAACUACACGCCAAAAGUUGGUGAACACGCGACCUAUGAAGCCAUCCGCAAGGCAUUCAAAGUGUGGGAGAGUGCCAUCCCUAUUACCUUCAGAGAGAUCCCGUACAGUCACAUCCGGGGCAAGGUGGACAAGUACGCGGACAUCAUGCUGUCCUUCGCUGAGGGCUUCCACGGUGACAGUACGCCAUUUGAUGGCGAGGGCGGCUUCCUGGCUCACGCCUACUUCCCCGGUCAGGGGAUCGGGGGAGACACGCACUUUGACCUCGCCGAGCCUUGGACCAGCGGGAACGUGGACCAGGGUGGGAACGAUGUUUUCCUGGUAGCAGUCCACGAGUUGGGUCACGCUUUGGGUUUGGAGCACUCCAACAACCCGUCUGCCAUCAUGGCCCCCUUCUACCAGUGGAUGGACACGGAAAACUUCCAGCUUCCGGACGAUGACCGCAGAGGAAUCCAAGCCAUUUACGGUACCAAGACUGGAGCUCCUCCACCUCCACCUAGACCUACCAAGUCCUCCCGUCCCAAUAGACCAGAAAACGGCCCAGAUAUCUGCGAGGGACAUUUUGACACAAUCGCCAUUCUCAGAGGAGAGAAAUUCGUCUUUAAGGACAACUGGUUUUGGCGUGUACGCAACAACAAAGUGCUUCCGGGCUACCCCAUGGCCAUUAGCCACUUCUGGAAAGGUCUUCCUUCCAACAUCAAUGCCGCGUACGAGCGAGACGACGGGAAAUUCAUCUUCUUUAAGGGUGACAAGUACUGGGUGUUCAGCGAAGCCACCAUGGAGAAGGAUUCACCGAAGAACCUCAAAGACAUCGGGACCGGUCUGCCUAAAGACAAAAUGGAUGCAGCUCUCUUCUACACCCCCACGGGACAAACAUACUUCUUCAGAGGCACUAAGUACUACCGCUUCAACGAAAGGACUCGCACGGUUGAUACUGGUUAUCCCAAGCCGAUCAGCACGUGGAGCGGCGCGCCAGACAACAUCAAAGCCGCCAUCAUGAGCGAGGAUGGAUCUUACACGUACUUCUACAAAGCCAACAAGUAUUGGAAGUUCAACAACCAGUACAUGAAGGUGGAGUCCGGAUACCCCAAAUCCGUGCUGAGUGACUGGAUGGGCUGCGAGGGCGACGAGCCCAAGAAGGGUCGCGAAGAGGUGAUCAUCCUAGAGGUGGACGAAGCCGAGGGCGGCAUCGGACCGGUUGCCGUAGUGAUCCCGCUCCUCCUUUUAAUUCUUGUGGUGAUCACCCUGGGGGCGCUACUCUUCUUCAGAAAGUACGGCACGCCUCGGCGCCUCCUUUACUGCCAGAGAUCACUUCUGGACAAGGUUUAG
Messenger RNA from Nerophis lumbriciformis (worm pipefish), 1683 nucleotides. Lineage: Eukaryota; Metazoa; Chordata; Actinopteri; Syngnathiformes; Syngnathidae. The record is from RefSeq and is a predicted model, not a curated record.